Melanaphis sacchari is the source of this 1109-nucleotide messenger RNA. RefSeq lists its product as uncharacterized. The record is from RefSeq and is a predicted model, not a curated record. Lineage: Eukaryota; Metazoa; Arthropoda; Insecta; Hemiptera; Aphididae. The transcript is spliced from 2 exons. The coding region runs from base 420 to 908 and encodes 162 amino acids.
CGCAAUUAUAUUUUAUUCUAAUACGUCGAUAUUCGGUAUUGAACUCUUAAAUUUUAAUUGUGUCAUUGCCGACAUUGCCGUCAUUAGACAUAGUACAUUUUCAAAAAAAUUUAUUAGUAAUUGUAGAAUAUUUUUUUGAAUAAUUUGAAUUUUAAAAUUUUGAAUAUUUGCCUGUUGAUGCUUGUCUGUCGUUGGAACUAAUCAAUUAAAUGAUGUAGAAAGAGAUUGCGCUUCAUUCACAGACCACGGUUGAGAUUUUGAGAACGUUUAGAACCUAAAUUACUAAUAACUAAUUACUCAAUAAUCAAUACUAAGAUUGUACUGUUCAGUGUUUAAAAAAUAUUAUUGAAAGUUUGUAAACUUUUUCAUAUAUUCAGUGACGCAUAUCAUCUCGAUUUGUUUGCCCUUUUCAUUUAAGCAUGUCGAACACAGUGGAAAUUCCAGAUCCGCGAUCGCCUACUGUAGCUUUUGUCAGAACUCCGUUAAGAGUGGUCAAAAUGAUAAUUGACGAAGAAAAUAUAUCUACAGAGACACGAAUAAAUAAUGAAUUAUUUGAUAAUGCUUCAUCUGGUAGUCUAUUAAUGUCAACACCAAGUAACACUUGUGAUACAGAUGAUUCAUUCCAUUCAGCAGUUGGUGAAAAUGAUUUUGAACCUUUAAUAAGCAAUACGGAUACUAAAGUAAUGAAAGAUAGUAGUAAGAAAAAUAGGAAAGCAUUAGGAUGCAUUAAAAAUUGUCUGAUUGAAACACCUAAAACGGAUAUGCGUCGUAAGCUUUGGCGGAACAUGGAGGAUGAAAGAGUUAAAAAAGGAGUUAAUAACGGAGUUGAAAAUACACCACCCUUACCUUUUAUGGAUCUGACUGCAUCAGCUCCACCAAAAUUAUAUAGACACCGCAAGUAUACAUAAGACAUUUUUUAUUUUUAAUGUUUAAUUUAAUUUUUAUUUAUAUCACCAUAUAAUUUCUGAUUUGUCAUUUGCUAUAUCUAUACUUUUUUUCACUUAGUAGCAUAUUAAGAUGAGCCCAAUAUAACUCAUUUUCACUUUAUAUACAAAUUUAAUUUUUUUGCACCAAUGUUUGUAAUAUAUAUUUUUAUGCCAAAAAGAUCA